Aegilops tauschii subsp. strangulata is the source of this 1170-nucleotide messenger RNA. Its product is annotated as novel plant SNARE 13. NCBI's taxonomy places the organism in Eukaryota, Viridiplantae, Streptophyta, Magnoliopsida, Poales, Poaceae. Gene Ontology annotation, biological process: vesicle fusion. The record is from RefSeq and is a predicted model, not a curated record. Gene Ontology annotation, molecular function: SNARE binding; SNAP receptor activity. Gene Ontology annotation, cellular component: late endosome membrane; endoplasmic reticulum membrane; SNARE complex.
AUGCCAUUGCGGUCGCGGAGCCGAGCCCUAGGCACCAACUCCAACUCCCCUCACACGCAACUGCCUCUCUCUUUCCCCCUUCUCCUCGUCGUCGUCCUCUCCCGACGCCCCCGCAAUCCCCAAUCCGUCCUCGUUCUCCUCCGCGGUUUGAUCGGAAAGGUUCGUCUGUAGUAGGGUUUGCGCCGGAUAGAGAAGGGGAAAGGUGAAGCGUGGAGGCGGGUGAAGGGACCCAUGGCGAGCGACGUGCCCAUGACCCCGGAGCUCGAGCAGAUCGACGGAGAGAUCCAGGACAUCUUCCGCGCACUCCAAAAUGGGUUCCAAAAGAUGGACAAGAUUAAAGAUUCUAAUAGGCAAGCUAAACAAUUGGAGGAUCUUACAGGGAAAAUGAAGGAGUGCAAGCGCUUGAUCAAAGAGUUUGAUCGUAUUCUGAAAGACGAGGAGUCAAAGAACCCUCCUGAAGUCAACAAGCAGCUAAAUGACAGAAAACAGUAUAUGAUCAAAGAGUUGAACUCCUAUGUCACCUUGAGGAAGACAUACCAAAGUAGCCUUGGUAACAACAAGCGGGUUGAACUCUUUGAUAUGGGUGCUACAAGUAGUGAGCCUGCCGCAGAUGACAAUAUUCAAAUGGCAUCAGCUAUGACGAAUCAACAACUCAUUGAUUCUGGAAGAAACCAAAUGGAUCAAACAGAUGAAGCUAUUGCACGUUCAAAAAUGGUUGUUGCGCAAACUGUCGAAGUUGGAUCUCAAACUGCUACAACAUUAACACAGCAGACGGAACAAAUGAAGAGAAUUGGCAAUGAGCUCGAUUCGGUUCACUUUUCAUUGAAGAAAGCUAGCCAGCUUGUGAAAGAGAUUGGCCGGCAGGUAGCAACAGACAAAUGCAUCAUGGGGUUGCUUGCUCUGAUAGUUUUUGGCGUUAUUGCAAUUAUCAUUGUUAAGAUCGUCAACCCGCAUAACAAGAACAUCCCAGAUAUCCCAGGAAUGGCUCCACCUGCUCAAAAUUUUCAGACUAACAGGAGAUUGUUGUCAGCAAAAGCUUUCAGAAGUCUUUGAUGAUUGCAUGCGGUGGUUUCAUGCUGCAGUCCUUUUGUAACAAAGCUGCUGGCAGUGCGCCAUGAGAUACGUUGUAACAAUUCUUCUGCUCAUGUAUAUUAUUUUCUGUUGUGUGUA